Diaporthe batatas is the source of this 664-nucleotide messenger RNA. RefSeq lists its product as uncharacterized. Bases 89 to 415 code for a protein of 108 amino acids. The transcript has a single exon. Lineage: Eukaryota; Fungi; Ascomycota; Sordariomycetes; Diaporthales; Diaporthaceae. The record is from RefSeq and is a predicted model, not a curated record.
CAACUCCCCAUCGCUCAAUAAUAGUCUCUACUACUUCACCACAAGUCUUUCAAACAUUUAGACUCAAAAGACCUAUCAACAGUUCAAAAUGAAGUUCUUCACUGCCGCCGCUACCCUCUUCGCCGGCCUCGCCGCUGCUGCCCCCUCCAACAAGGCCGCCCGGACCGACACUGUCCAGCUCGAGUUCUGGGCUGCCGCCGAGAACACAUUCACAGCCCAUGUCCCCAUUGACGGCUCCUACACCUUGAUCUCCAGCGAUCUCUCCUUCACCCGUAUCUCCGCCUACUCCUCCGGCAACACCGUCUGCCACAGCUACGGCGUCGACGGCUCGGACACCGUUCUGUACGGCAGCGCCCAGGAUGUUCCCAUCGGACCUCCUCAGGAGCAGACCUAUGCUACCUGUCAGUACCUUUAAACUCCAGGCGCUUUCACCCUAGUGUUGGCAGAGGUGGCGGGGAUCUGAGGGGCUAUUCGAUUCUGGAGGAACCACCUUUUCUGGACUGUGAGGCUUCACUUCACAUUUGCCUGCUUGGAGGCUAUCCAUUCUGACUAUAGACGUUGCGAUCUCACGCUUAAGAUGAGAGAUGAAAGACUAGAUGGGAGGUAGAGCCGGGCGAUGAAGUCGCCUUGAUUUGAUCAUACACAUAGGAUCAUAGAAAUCUUU